GCAGGAGAGCACGCGGCAAGACCAUCAACCAUGGUAGGACAUGACUCUGGAACACAGCACAAGUUCACUGGUAUUCAGAAAUACUUCAGUUCCUACACCACAACAGGCAGAAGGAAUUAUGUAAUAGCUACAUAUGCAAGCAUUGCCAUGAUCAUCUUAUAUUUCAAGCAAAAGCCUAAAAAACAAACUCCAGCAGUGACGGAAAAAUAGUGGUUGUUGGCAUGUGUGUUAGUGUUGGACCUCAUAUUGCAAAGGAAACAGGAGUUGAUGUACUAUUAUGUACAAUUCAACAAAACAAAACAUCAAAGGAAAA
Molecule: messenger RNA, 313 nt
Organism: Caretta caretta (loggerhead turtle)
Lineage: Eukaryota; Metazoa; Chordata; Testudines; Cheloniidae
Source: RefSeq, a predicted model, not a curated record